Molecule: messenger RNA, 315 nt
Organism: Durusdinium trenchii
Lineage: Eukaryota; Dinophyceae; Suessiales; Symbiodiniaceae
Source: the annotation of a GenBank genome assembly
AUGGACCGGUCGCGCUCUCCCGACCAACGGCGAUGGAGCUUGCAGCUCUGCGUCUCCAGCGGAUCGAGCACGACGGUGUCGCUGUCGCCCAGCGCGAGCGUGGGCGAAGUGAAAGCGGCGGCCAAGAAGUUCUUUCAGCACCAUUUCUUGCAAGUGACGGCUGAUGGAACUGUUCUCUCCAACGUGUCCCAAUCGAUUCAAGAUGCUGGACUCCACGAUGGUCAGACCUUGACGGUAGUGCUCCAAAUCCCCUGCUUGGCGGCGACCGCUGGGGCAUUUGCUUUGUGGUGCCGUGGUGGUGGGGUGCUGACAUGA